GAUGUAGGAGUAACAUUUAUGGUUGAGUUUCUAUCAAAUAUCAAAUAGCAAUAAAUAUUUUCAUCACCCAAACUAGCGGUGAUGACAACACUACAACAGACAACAAAACCUCAAACCUAAUACUCCGUACUACGUAAGAUGCACAUAUAGAAUGAAGUCAAUGAACCACAAACAUAGUUAAGUAAUUAUUAAUUUAUCAUGUCCGGCGACAAAAUCCUUUCCUUUUACGGACCACCACCGGAGGGAGGGGAAGAAAACGAAGAAGCGGCCUAUAAGUUCCUCAAGAUUGUCCCAAACCCCGACGGAUCCCUCACCCGGCUAAACCACAUCCCCGUUUCACCCUCCAACCCUUCCGAUCCCAAUCUCGCCCUCUCCAAAGAUAUCCCCCUCAACCCCUCCGCCGCCACCUUCAUCCGCCUCUUCCGCCCCCCUCCGCCUCCUUCCUCCUCCCCCUCAGGGGCCAAGCUCCCUCUCGUCAUGUACUUCCGCAUGGCGGCCGAAUUUCCCGCUGUCGUCGCGUCCCCAGAGCACCGCCUGCCCGCCGCUUAUGAGGACGCGGCGGACGCGCUCGCGUGGGCCCGGGGCCAGGCGAGUGACACCACGGAGCGGGACCUGUGGAUGGGGGAGCUCGUCGACUUCUCCAGAGCUUUCCUCAUGGGAAGCAGCGCGGGAGGAAAUAUCGGUGCGGGCCGCGACCACGGGUACUCGAACCCGCUGGUCGUGGCGGCAACAGGGGGGUCCGGGGUGGAGGAGAAGAUCGGACGGCUGCCGAGGAGCCUGGUGAGAGGGUACGCGGGGGACCCAAUGGUGGACAGGCAGAAGGGUUUUGCCAGCUGGUUGAGGGAUCACGGCGUUAGCGUGGUGCCGCAGUUUCUGGAGACGGGGCAUCAUGCGGCGGAGAUGUUUGAUCCGGCGGCCGCCGAUGCUCUGUAUGCUGCCAUCAAGGAUUUUAUUAACGACGGCUCGGAUCACGCAAAAUGAUUAUGUUUUGGUCAACGCGCGCUAUCCACACUAUUUAAUCACAAAUUAAACAAACUUAAAAUAAUUAAAUAUUGUAAAAAAUUUCAUAUUCCAAAAUUAUAUUUUAAAAUCAACUAAAUUUUAUUAAAUUUAAACUAUAAGUAAAUGAUUUUUCCAUAA
Molecule: messenger RNA, 1140 nt
Organism: Cuscuta campestris
Lineage: Eukaryota; Viridiplantae; Streptophyta; Magnoliopsida; Solanales; Convolvulaceae
Source: the annotation of a GenBank genome assembly